Molecule: messenger RNA, 396 nt
Organism: Aspergillus oryzae RIB40
Lineage: Eukaryota; Fungi; Ascomycota; Eurotiomycetes; Eurotiales; Aspergillaceae
Exons: 3
Coding region: 1-396 (131 amino acids)
Source: RefSeq, a predicted model, not a curated record
AUGGUUCAGCUGAUCCACGAUUCUACCGGAAGAGAUAUAACCACCUUUCUCCAUCUGGACCGCGGUUCUGAGUUGGUCGAUCACCAUUGCUUUUUCUUCUUCGAGGGACCUAGGUCGCACGUUCACCACUCAUCAUUCGAAACGCAUGAUUUCGACACACAAGUGCUGGGUCACGACUGGCUCCGUAGCAAGGGGUAUGAAAACUGCUGGGGCGUUGGACGUCAUAUCAUGGGCAGUCAGAUCUUCGAUUAUUGGUUUGACACCUCUCGUUUCAUCAUCGAGCAUUACGUGGAUGGUGAUUUAGUAAAUGACCAACACCAAACGAAUCGAUCCCUUGCUACACCGGAUAAUUUGCACGUUUGGGGUCCCGACCUUCCUCCUACCUUCCUGCAGUAG